Messenger RNA from Mytilus californianus (California mussel), 369 nucleotides. RefSeq lists its product as uncharacterized. Bases 40 to 369 code for a protein of 109 amino acids. The record is from RefSeq and is a predicted model, not a curated record. NCBI's taxonomy places the organism in Eukaryota, Metazoa, Mollusca, Bivalvia, Mytilida, Mytilidae. The transcript has 3 exons.
ACAGUAUCAGAACAUACGUGUAACAAAUUGGGGUUACUGAUGGAUUUAGCAUUUGGAUUGAACAUUUAUAAUAUAAAUGCAAGAAAAUGUGAGGGUAAAUCUGCAGAUGCCAUAUUGUUGAAACAUUGUUCCGCGCCAAUCCCUGCUGGAUGGACAAAAGGAGUUCAGAUUUCAAGCAUUUGUGAUACAAUCACACCUUAUUCUCCUAUAGCCGAAUGGAAAAACAAUCAUUUGACAGACAUAGCUGGUGUUGUAGUUUCCUGUCAAAAUGGACGGAUUGAGAUGAUAUCUCAGUCUUGUGGAAGCCCUGUAUCACUACGUAACAUAACAAGACCAGCAUCAGAUAGAUUGUUUACUGUUCUAUGGUAG